Molecule: messenger RNA, 1212 nt
Organism: Komagataella phaffii GS115
Lineage: Eukaryota; Fungi; Ascomycota; Pichiomycetes; Pichiales; Pichiaceae
Exons: 1
Coding region: 1-1212 (403 amino acids)
Biological process (GO): proteasome assembly
Molecular function (GO): proteasome binding
Source: RefSeq, a predicted model, not a curated record
AUGGCUGGGAAUCUCAAGGAUAUUCUAUCCUUGUCGAGGAAGACAGCAAGGAAUCUGAAGCAGGCUCUGGAUGAGCUUGCGGAGCAGGUGAUCAACCACCAACGGAGACGACCAGCUCUGGUCCGAGUUCCUAUCAACAACAACCUUAGGCGCAAGAGCCAGCAGUCCUUUUUGAAUCGCAGGUCAUUCCAUCUUUGGACCAGCAAGUACAACCCAUACUUUUGGAGGGGAGGCAGAAGCAACGUUCUGGACCAGCUUAACCGUGAAGCUUUAAGGUACAGAUCGUCUUUUGCGAAACCCGGAUUUUAUCCAAGUGGGCUGUAUCAGUCAACUUUCCCUCAAAGAGGUAGUAGGAUGUUUUCCACCUGCGCCUACUCAUGUCAGCAGGAGGCAGUCAAAAACUUGACUUCCGCUGUUCGUGCUUUGUUACAAAGUGGUGCUAAUUUCGGCAGUCAAAUGAAACAAAUGAAACACUGUUCGCAAAAGAAGAAGCACUUCUCUAAAUUUUCUAAGAGGCUUACUUCUUCCACUGCCGCUGGGUCUGGCAAGAAUGCUGAACAAGCUCCUUCUGGUUUGGCCGAAGGAUCCGCUGUUGUUUUUAGCCUUGAACGUCAAAGUCACAAUACUGAGUUGGAAGGAAUCUUGGAUCAAGAAACUUCUUCCAUUCUCGAGGAAGAAAUGGUUCAACAUGAGCGUCACCUGGCUAUUAUUAGAGAAGAAAUCCAGAGAAUUAGUGAGAAUCUAGGAUCAUUACCAUUAAUCAUGUCUGGUCACAAGAUUGAGGUAUUUUUCCCCAAUUGUGACACUGUUAAAUGUGAGCAACUGAUGAGAGAUUUGGCUAUUACGAAAGGGGUUGUGAGGCGUCAUGAUUCUACUGCUGAGCAUUCAAGCUCCAGGUCAUUUGUUCCAGAAGAUUGCUUGUAUUCCUCAGGGUCAAGUUCACCGAAUCCUUUAUCCUCAACUUCUUCGAAAUCAUUUGAUAGAGUCUCAUUGGACUACAUUUCCUCUCGGUCUACAUCUGAUCAAACCACUGGUUCUGAGUACACAUCUCUGUCUCAACAAUAUCACCUGGUUAGCAAUUACAACCCUGUACUAUCCUCAGCCCCGGGUUCUUCGAGGGUCUUGGAGCUGAAUACUCCCGAGUCCACUAUGGAAGGCAGUACAGAUCUGGAGUAUUUAACGCGAGACGAUGUGUUGCUGUUAAAUGUCUAA